Molecule: messenger RNA, 1447 nt
Organism: Prorocentrum cordatum
Lineage: Eukaryota; Dinophyceae; Prorocentrales; Prorocentraceae
Source: the annotation of a GenBank genome assembly
AUGAGUGCCAUUCUCCCGCACGUGAAGUCUGACGUGCUCGCGGACUUCAGUCCUGGGUGGCUCAGCUUGGAUAGUCAUGGGAGCGAUGUUGAAAACCCAGAGGCGGGAGUGAAUCAUGGAGGACGGGCUUUCGUUGUACCAGUGGUGGUUCGCCUGUCCCUUGCGCUGCUGGGGAUCUCUGGCGCCGCGGUGCUCGCACCUUUGAUGCUGCGGCCAGUGUUCGCGGUACCGGCAGUGGCGCAGAAGCGCGUCGUCGUGGAAAGCCUAGCUGAGGGCAUGUCCAGUUGGCCUAGAGCAAUUCGCGAGCUGCAGUAUCUGGCGGACGCCACGAACCACACGGUCACCGUCCCAUGCGUGAGCCUCAGUAGUGGAAGGAUCCAUAGCUGCAGUGACAGCAGCACAACAGGGUUGACGGAUUUGUUCGACCUCUCAGGCUGGGGUUUGACACCCUUCGACGCGGGUCUCGACUCCAAUCCAGACGUCGAGUUCGCCAUGUGCGCCCCCAGUUUUGCCGGCUGCGCGAAGGGCAUGAUGCCCGGCCCUACCACAGUCGAGGAUUGGACGCAUGCCGUGUCCUCGAAUCGCUCCGUUGGGGUCGCCCAGGUGGUGGCAGGGCACAUCCGCUUGCGUGCUGACCAGCUCAACUCGUCCCGCGGCAACGACCUCAGCUCCACGACCCGCAACCAAUCCGGGAAGGUCCCAGGUGGCGCGGACGACUGGCCGCAGUUCAAGUUCUCCGCGGCCCGGGAGGCGGAGGCCGCUCGCAUCCUCGCCGCGAGCGGGCUGCGCCCCUCUGCCGACGGCCGCGAGGGGAACUACGUCGUGUACCACUGGCGGUCGGAGGCGAUCGACGUCAACUACACGUUCUGCGCGCAGGAGCUUUUGUCUCACAUCGAAGCCCAGCACAACGAGUCGGGCAAGCGCCUCGUGCUGGUCUCCGACAUGCCCUUCAACGCCAGCGCCCUGCCCUCGCUGUGGGGAACUGGCGCCGCGAAGAUUGGGCUCCAGCCGACGUUCCCGGCGGCGCGCGACAUGCUGAUGGAAGCGGGAUUCACCAAGAUCGAGAUGAUGGCGCAAAAUGCGGGGUAUGACUUGAAGAGUGUGCCCACGGCCUACAUCAGCAUCUGGGACGCCAUCAUCGCGCGCGGCGGCGAGAGGCUCGUCCUCUGCAGGGCAGAUGAGUGCGCGCGGUGCAGCCGGAGGGGCAGCAAGUUCCUCUCGUUGAUCAGGCACCAUUACCUCCACAUCACGGGCCUCGUUCCAGGAUCGAGGAAAGCUGGAUGGCCGUUCGGUGACAGUGGGGCGCCAGCUAUCGAGCGCACCAUGGGGAUCAGCAGGUUCCAGCGCGACUGCAAGAGAGUGCGGUGCCUCCAGAGGUUCAGCAAGCUCGUCUCGCUGGUCAGUUACCGUAAGCUCUGGCGUCACGUGCCCCGCUACACGACCGAAG